Molecule: messenger RNA, 138 nt
Organism: Acaulospora morrowiae
Lineage: Eukaryota; Fungi; Glomeromycota; Glomeromycetes; Diversisporales; Acaulosporaceae
Source: the annotation of a GenBank genome assembly
GAACUUGGCCUGUUGAGUUAUUUAAUUGACCCUGUUGGAAUUUUGUAUAAAUAUCUUGGUAGACAAUGUGGUCAAGAGAUGUAUGCAACUGGAACACCAAAAUUUAAAUUUCGAUUUAUGGAAUUUAUUAAAAAUUAG